AUGAUGCAGCAGAUGAUGCAGCAAAACCAGAUGAUGGCUCAAAUAAUGCAAGGCAUGCAAGGACAACAGCCUCCUACUCAAACUCCUGUUCCUCAAGCUGCAGCUGGACCAGAUUUUCGUGCCUUCUUCAGGAUGGAUCCUCCAGAGUUCGUUGGUGGACUUGACUCACUCUUGGCUCAUGAUUGGUUAGCUGGUAUGGAGAGGGUGUUUCAAGCUAUUCAGUGUACUGAAGAAGAGAAGUAUUUCCCAAAUAGUGUGAGGACUCAGAAGGAGCGAGAAUUCCAGAACUUCAAGCAAGGUGACAAGUCUGUUUCAGAAUAUGCAGAGAAGUUUGAGGACUUGGCAGACUACUCCAGACAAGCUGUUUAUGCCCCAGAUGAACUAUGGAAGAUUGAUCAUUUGAAGAGGGUUCAAGAAGAAAGGAACCAGAACAGGACUAACUUCAGGGAGCAGGGGAGAUCUACUCAAAACUUGAGGCCCCGUAAUCCUCCACCAAAGAUGAAGCAAGUCCACGGUGACCGUUUCCCCCGACCACCCUUUUGUGAUAAGUGUAAGAGGAAGCACACUGGAAAUUGUGAGGUUUAUCCUUUCAGAUGUUAUGAGUGUGGCGAGCAAGGUCACGUGAUGAGGAAUUGCCCGAAGAAGGGAGCUCCAGAAAAGACUGCAGGUCGUGUUUACACUUUGGAUUCGAGGAAGGCCAAGGGAAACAACAAUCUCAUUGCGGUUACUCCAUUACCCAAUCCUAUGAUUAUUUCUUUGGCAAUGGAUGUGUCGCACGCUCGCGAAAAAUGA
Vicia villosa (hairy vetch) is the source of this 792-nucleotide messenger RNA. RefSeq lists its product as uncharacterized. The transcript is spliced from 4 exons. NCBI's taxonomy places the organism in Eukaryota, Viridiplantae, Streptophyta, Magnoliopsida, Fabales, Fabaceae. Gene Ontology annotation, molecular function: zinc ion binding; nucleic acid binding. The record is from RefSeq and is a predicted model, not a curated record. Bases 1 to 792 code for a protein of 263 amino acids.